This is a messenger RNA of Varanus komodoensis (Komodo dragon), 10452 nucleotides long. It is a transcript of the gene ABCC4, whose product is annotated as ATP binding cassette subfamily C member 4. NCBI's taxonomy places the organism in Eukaryota, Metazoa, Chordata, Lepidosauria, Squamata, Varanidae. The coding region runs from base 2783 to 5521 and encodes 912 amino acids. Gene Ontology annotation, cellular component: plasma membrane. Gene Ontology annotation, molecular function: ATP hydrolysis activity; ABC-type transporter activity; ATP binding. The record is from RefSeq and is a predicted model, not a curated record. Gene Ontology annotation, biological process: transmembrane transport; monoatomic ion transport. The transcript has 22 exons.
UUGAUGCCAGUGCCCACGUGUUCUCCAGUGUGUGCCAAAAUGGAGCACAGCAGUCGAUCCAGACUGUAGUGGAUGGCAGUUUGCAAGGGCCUGUUGAAGGUGCGCGGUCCGGACAGCACAGCAGAGGUCUGUCUGCCAGGCAGUAAGCGCUGUUGAACAAAUUGGGGCGUGGGUCUGUGUACACAUUUGUAGGAGUGGCAUCACUUACUUUAUUGUACAUGGCAUAAGAAGCUGAAAUUCAUUUGCCAGUGGCUUUUUGGUGAAAGGCCUAGAACUGAUGCAGACCACGCCUCCGUGGCAUUGUGCAAUAGACCCAGAUGGGCUCAGGGCCUGUCUGCACUUAGGUCUAUUCAGUAAACACUGAGGAAUAGCCAUGGGGCCCUCUGAGAAACUGGCCAAGGCUGGGUCGUAUGUCAUUCAUGCUGAAGCUGUUUCAAAAUCUCAGAUUCUGCACUUGGGGUGGGAGGAAAGAUGUUGGCGUGCUUAUUUCUUUGAGGAGGUUAUUUUACUUGUAAUAUUUGGCCUUGCAAAGAGUUUAGAAAUGUGUGCCAGGGAUUAGAGUGGGAUGACCUUGAAGGGGAGAGGGCACAAGGGGUUAGAUGAGUUAAUUGUAAUAGGCAGCAUUUUUGUGUAUUUAAAGUGUUCCACCGUUAUCUCCUGAUCUUUUUGCACACAAAAAUUGCAUAAGCUUUUGGGAUCUCCAAAUCUCUUAAUCAGGCAGGACGUUGCGAAAAGUAGAUGUGUCUGUUUGUGUGUGGAGGUGGCAGGGGAAGGAAUAUGGAAAGAAAAAGAAAAAAAGAAAAAUGUUAGCAUCUGACUUGAUGGUGAAUCCAGGGUAACCGUGCAUUCAGAGUCCUAAGAUUAAGUAGGAGGGGAAGUAUCUGCAGAUACGUAAUAAGGUCAUGUGAUGGUGGCAGGCUGGACCUGCAGCUGGCUUUAGGUUUGCUGUGGGAACCAGAAAAGGGCUAGGGUUAUAUAGGGUUAGGAUUGUAUAUAUUCCCAGCUUGGUGAAUAUAGUCAGUCUGUGUAUUAACGGAGCUGUAGAUAAUUUUCAAUGCAGUACUAAGAACAAAGAAUAUUACUUCAGAUCUAGUUUAAAGAAGAUCAUUCGGAUGAAACAUUUUUCAGUUCCUAUGCCUUCAUGUUUGGAAUAGAUGAGAGAAAAGGUUGAAACUUAAAUAUAAUAGUAAAACCUUGUGGAGGGAUGAUUAAUAAGUCUCCUGCAGGCUGCCUGGCCUUCGAAGGCUACAUUCCUGCAUUCCAUGAUUGAGCAAUGCACUGCCAAAAUUGUGCACACCAAAAUGGUAAAAUAUAUAUUUUCCUGUAAAUAAAAGGGUGCUUGGAGGGAAGUGACUGGGGCUAUAGGACAACCUGUUUCCUGGACAACCUGAUUCUCACAUGAUGCAUGCAUGGUUGAACUUGGUGAACCAUAUCCCUGCUUCUGAAAACUACCUCAACAAGAUGGGCAAGGAUCAGAGAAAGCACCUUUUAAACGGAUCCUUUGCUUAGGCUAGGAUGUUAAAAACCUAGACCUCUCCAUUGUUUUCUGGUAGGCAACACUUAUCUCUACCCAGGGGAAAAGCAAAAUAGCUUCAAUAGGAAUCAGAAAGUUCCAUCUCCAGACAGUUGAAUUGUUCCUAUGUUUUCCUAUUUCUGUAUUUACUUUAGUAUAGAACUUAGAAGGCAUUUCUGCUUCCCACACAUUAGUAAUAACCAUGGGGCUCAACUUUGGUCUGAGAAAGAGCCAUAACUUCAUCAGGGCCUGAAGAUUUUUCAUUGUAUCUUUGGAUAUACAACAUCUACAGCAAGGAUACUGAAUCUUAAGAAAAUCUGGCCCAACUUUCCCUCUGGCCAUGUCCCUUUCCCCAGGCCGAGCAAUUUUCCUCCAAACACCAGUUGCUUGAUGGUUUUCCCAUUUUUGGGUAGUUUUUUCUUCAUUCUGAAGACAUAGUACUGUCCAUUCCGGUUUCCCCAAGCCACUCACUUGUGGCCCUUCAGAUGGUUUGUCCUACAGUUCCCAUAAGCCCUAGUCAGCAUAUCCAGGGGUAAGGAGUGAUGGGAGCUGUAGGCCAAAACAUCUGGAGAGCUAUGAAUUGGUCGUCACUGAAUGGAGUUCCUCUAGGCAUAGAAAGGAGAAGCUGGCCACCUGCCUUACGGAUCAUGCGUCUCCUCUGUGGUAGGGAAACUAAGAAAAGUGCACAUUAGCUAGUUUCUUGCUCAAGAGUUUCAUGUUUAUAUGCUGAACCAGAUAUUUGUCUAGUUAUUUGGGAACAGAUGUCUCUCAAGCCUUGUAACAUCUCAUCUUUCCCCAUUUCUCCCCCCACCCCCCACAUCUUUUUAAAAAGAUGUGUUGUUUGUGUUAACUCGGCAGACUUGCAGCAUCUGGUUCUCAAGGCCGAAUGUACUCGAUUGUCGUGGCCAACCUUAAUACCCUUUGUGACUUGUGUAGCUAGUUUUCAUCGUUCCCUAUUUUGUAUUUCUGGUGACAACAAGUUAAGAUCCACAAGAGUCAAAUUCCACUUGUUUGGCUUUGCAGAACCAGUGCUAGUUUAUAGGCUGCUAUUUCUGGGAUUGAUUUGAAAAGGCUGUUGCGGUUUGGCAUGUUUGGGGGCAGUGGCUUUGGAAAAUGUAGAUCGAGAUCAUUGUUGUUUUUAAUAUUAUGAGCAGUUCUUGUGAGCUAAGGCAUGGGUGAAUUUCUUUUGCUGUAUUUAUAUGUCCUCUUGUUUGAUCUUGCGUAGGAGUGACUUGUGAUCUUCCAAGCUGAGCACAGCUUACCGGCCAGAUGCCUGACAACCUUUCAUCUCUCCUCGAAAACUUCUUCCAGUUUUUGCAAAUGGCAGCAAAAGAGGUCUGCUGGAAUCCCAACAGGCCGCCUUGCCUCACGCGCACGCUGCAUUUAGUGUGGUGGCUGAAUCCUUUAUUUGCUACUGGCCAUAAACGGAAACUAGAAGAAGAUGAUAUGUAUAAAGUGCUUACGGAAGAUUCCUCGAAAGUGCUUGGAGAGGAAUUGCAAUCGCACUGGGACAAUGAGGUGCAAAAGGCUAAAAAAGAAGCAAGGACGCCCCACUUAACAAAAGCAAUUAUACUUUGUUACUGGAAAUCAUAUUUAGCUUUGGGGUUUUUCACACUGAUUGAGGAAACACUCAAAGUCAUUCAGCCAAUAUUUCUGGGAAUGAUCAUUAGAUACUUUGAAAACGUUGGCUCCGUGGAUGAAAAUGCAUUGAAUUAUGCCUACGCCUCUGCAGCAGCCUUGUCUGUGUGUACCCUGAUUUUGGCCGUCACCCAUCACUUGUAUUUUUAUCAUGUACAAUGCGCUGGCAUGAGGCUGAGAAUAGCAAUGUGCCAUAUGAUUUACCGCAAGGCACUUCGUCUAAGUAAUACAGCUAUGGGAAAAACAACAACAGGUCAAAUUGUAAAUCUUUUAUCAAAUGACGUAAAUAAAUUUGAUCAGGUGACUAUUUUCCUGCAUUUCCUGUGGGCUGGACCCCUUCAAGCGAUCGCUGUAAUGGCACUCCUUUGGCAUGAGAUUGGCCCGUCGUGCCUUGCAGGAAUGGCCGUUCUAAUUAUCCUGCUCCUGUUGCAAACCUGUCUCGGGAGGCUGUUCUCAGCACUGAGGAGCAAGACAGCAGCCUUUACAGAUGUGAGAAUUCGAACCAUGAAUGAAGUCAUAGCUGGAAUGCGGAUAAUAAAGAUGUAUGCCUGGGAAAAACCAUUUGCUAAUCUGGUGGACAGCAUGAGAAGGAAGGAGAUUUCCAUGGUUCUAAAGAGUUCUUACCUUCGGGGAUUUAACUUGGCAUCUUUCUUCGUUGCCAGCAAAAUAACGGUGUUCAUGACAUUCAUGACCUACGUAUUACUUGGCAAUGUUAUAUCCGCAAGCCGAGUGUUCGUUGCCAUUUCGCUGUAUGGCGCAGUGAGGCUGACGGUCACUCUCUUCUUCCCAGCAGCUGUUGAGAAAGUUUCUGAAGCUCUGGUCAGCGUUCGCCGAAUCAAGAACUUUUUGAUCCUUGAUGAGAUUUCUCAGCUUGGUCCGCAGCUCAAAAAUAACAGUGAGAACCUUCUUCUUCAUGCACAAGACCUGACAUGCUCCUGGUCCAAGACUCUGGACUCGCAGACUCUUCAAAACAUUUCAUUUACUGUCAGACCAGGAGAAUUACUGAUUGUGAUUGGUCCUGUGGGAGCAGGAAAGUCUUCCCUCUUAAGUGCUAUCCUUGGUGAACUCUCUCCAAACAAAGGCUUCAUAGAUGUUCGAGGAAGAAUAGCCUAUGUUUCUCAGCAACCAUGGGUGUUUUCUGGCACUGUAAGAAAUAACAUAUUAUUUGGGAAAGAAUAUCACAAAGAAAAAUAUGAAAAGGUUCUAAGAGCCUGUGCUCUUAAAAAAGAUAUGGAGCUGCUGAAAGAUGGAGACUUGACAAUGAUUGGAGACAGAGGAGCUACCCUGAGUGGAGGGCAGAAAGCUAGAGUUAAUCUUGCCAGAGCUGUGUAUCAAGAUGCAGACAUCUAUCUCCUGGAUGAUCCAUUGAGUGCGGUGGAUGCGGAAGUUAGCCGGCAUCUGUUUGAAAAGUGUAUCUGUCAGGCUUUGCAUAAAAAGCUGUGCAUCUUAGUGACCCACCAGCUGCAGUAUUUACAGGCUGCAAACCAGAUCUUAAUUUUAAAGGAGGGUAAGGAGGUAGGGAAAGGUACCUACUCAGACUUCCUGAGAUCUGGAAUAGAUUUUGCUUCCUUAUUGAACAAACCCGAGGAUGAUGACCAGCUACCUGUUCCAGGAACUCCCAGUCACCAACUAUCUAGGAUCCGCACAUUUUCUCAGUCCUCGAUGUGGUCGAUGGAGUCUUCGGUUCAGUCGCAGAAAGAUGGUGCUGCAGAGCCUCCCCCUAUGGAACCUGUCCUAACUGCAUUGCCAGAAGAAACCCGUUCAGAGGGGAAAAUAGGAUUUAGCAUUUAUAAGAAGUAUUUUGCUGCUGGGGCAAAUUAUUUUAUAAUUUUUAUACUAUUCUUUCUCAGUGUUUUGGCACAGGUUGCCUAUGUGCUUCAGGACUGGUGGCUUUCUUACUGGGCUGAUGAGCAAAUGAAGCUGAAUGUCACUGCAGAGGGAAAUACGGAGAAGAAUGUGACGGAGGCUCUUGACCUGGACUGGUAUUUAGGAAUGUAUGCAGGUUUAACUGUGGCUGCAAUACUAUUCAGCCUACUGAGAAGUUUACUGAUAUUUCACGUUCUGGUUAAUGCUUCUCAGAAUUUGCACAACAACAUGUUUCAGUCAAUUUUGAAGGCUCCAGUGGUGUUUUUUGACACAAAUCCUAUAGGAAGAAUUCUGAAUCGUUUCACCAAAGAUAUUGGCCACUUGGAUGACUUACUUCCAUUAACAUUUCUGGACUUGAUGCAGCUCGAAGCCCUGUGUUCUCUCACUUGUCGUCAUCUCUUCAGGGACUUUGGACUAUUCGUGCUUUUAAAGCAGAGCAAAGAUUCCAAGAAUUAUUUGAUGCUCAUCAAGAUCUUCACACAGAGGCCUGGUUCUUAUUUCUGACUACGUCUCGGUGGUUUGCUGUACGCCUGGAUGCCAUCUGCGCCAUCUUUGUGGUGGCGGUCGCCUUUGGCACAUUGCUUCUUGCCCGGAGUGAGUAUAUUUGUGAGGAGUGAUUUCCAUUGCUUUACAUAAUUUAUAUUACUUUUACUGUUUUUGUUUCUUUCAAAUAUUUAACAUGGAGUAAUCAUACCAAUUUAACAUACAGAGUUCCUGAAAACCUUCACAAUAUUAAUUAUGCAUAUGAGAGGCACAAUUUUUCAUGACAGACAAAAUGCAAGAAGUCAAAUGGCUUCCUGAAAACCAUUCUUCCGGUUUGCUGCAAACAAAAUCUACUCACUUUUUCAAAAAGUCUCUGUUUUAACUUAUCUUUGGUUUCUUAAUAUGCCAUGUCUUUAAAUGUCAUUCAGAACUAGCAUUUUUAUUUUCCAAUGUACAUACUUAGCUGCUUUUAAUAAUUUAAUUUGGGUUAAAGGUUUCUAAGUCAAAUCUAAGAUUGCUAAAUUCUUCCAAUAACGAAGUAUAGCCACUUUGAGAUCUACUGCUUGCUAAAGAGUGGCUUAUAAUUCUGCAGCUAUUCCAAUUACCUGCUAGCAAAAUCUGUUGAUAACUGGAAAUGUAUGGGGUGUGUGUGGGGGGAAACAGCUCAGCAAGUUGUACAGAACAUCACCAACUCACUUCAAGUUCGGUUCCAAAUAUUAAGGAUAGCCUAUGAGUGGUACUGUGCUACUCAUAAUGAAAAUGGUAAAAAUGUUUCUUUCGGUCAACUGAAAUCAGCCUAUAUGGAAAAUUUUUCCAAAUCCACCCCAGUGUGUUAGGUUGACCUAUAGCUUUCAUUUCUCAUAUUUAAUGAUGUAUAAUACAUGUUACUAAUAAGACCAUGGGGGUGGGUUACACCCUUUGUUAUUCUGAUUCAAACAUUUGUCUCAGGUCUCCUUAUUUCCUAAUGCAACACUCUUCAGUUGAAGUGUGUUGCAUUAGGGAAAUGGAACAGUGGGGUAGGGUUGCGUUUGUGUAUUUAAUAGUUCACCUAAUACCUUCUAAAAUAUUAAUAAAUAUAUACACAGCUAAGACCAUUCCAGAAUGCACGCCAGUGGAGGUAUCACCCAGCUGAUGUCUUACUGCAGUAACUUGUUCAUUGCACAAAACAAAAGUCAAAACACAAUUUAGGAGAACAAUCCUAGGACCUUAGACAUUAGCUGAAGGAUCAUAUGAUAGUCGGAAUACUGCUGUCUCUUACCUUGGAGCUGGGAUUGUGUGCUCUGCCCCCUUGACCACCUCCUCAGGACUGAUGUGGAAAAAACCAUGCUGAUGGGUUUGUGCCCUAAUUUUAAACCAUAUUUCAAAAAUAGAUCGAUCUGGCUGAAUGUUACAAACUUCGGAUCUCAUGGAUUGUGCCUUAUUGCUCAUUCAGCUCAAAUAAAUUAUGAUAUAGCAUCUUCUGUUCAGCCCCAAAAUCUAUUCCUGGAGAAAACCAAAACACAAUACCAUGUGCUAAUCUUUGGGGUUUUCCAUUCAAACAAAUCUUGAGCUAAGUCUUUGCAAAAAAUUUAAGUUAGGAACAUCAACUAUCAAGGAAUAUCCGUAGAUAAAUAUAAAAUACUAGGUAAAAAUAUUGUAGUAGUUCUGCCCAUCAGGGAUUUAGCUGACAAAGUUCAGCUUGCUCCCUAUGCUUUUCAAAAUAUGCCAUGGUUUGUCUUGACAGUAUUAAUUAGAUUGUUAUCUAACUGUGUGGCUGUUGUACUGUAGCUUUGCACAGAAUUUUCGUGAGAAAAAAAUCUCUUUUGUAUCAACAUACAUAUUAAACCAUAAUUGCUGAUUUACUGAAUUUAUGACUUGAAAGUUGCUACAUACAUUCCAGAAAGAUUUACAUUCUUUAUAUAACUCCAGACAGUUGGCGUUCUAACCAUACCUCAUCAGAACCCCUAUUUUUUCACUGAGAUAAGCAACAGUGGAGACGAGACAUCUCUGCCUGCUUUCUUUUCCUUAGCCCAAAAUGCUGGAAAAGUCACCACUGGAAAUCUGCAUGCUUCGAUUUCUUAAAAAGAUAUACAUAAGCUAUACAACUGAAUAAUGAAAAUAGAUACCCCUACUGAAUUCUGUCUAAUAAUGCCUUAAAAUCCUAAAAUUAGAAGUUAAUUAUUGACUAGAAUCAGUGAUUAUAUUCAUGAUGCUACUGAUUCUCCUGACUUUUAUGAGAAAUGAGAAUUUUAAUUUUAUAUAGAAAUUGUGCGAUCAUCUAAAGGUUUGACUCACCUGAUUUAUAAUGUUUUUUAUAGAAUUUCUUACAUUCAUCAGCAAACAUACCUCCAUUAUACAAAACUGGUGUUAUUGACACUUCUUUGUCUUCUUUGGCUAAUAAUUGUGUAAACACAUUUGAUGUUUUAUUACCUAGUUUCAAUUCCUUCUGUCUUGUUGAUCCAGAAACAAGCCAGGGUUCCUGGUUUGCACAUUAUACAAGCCUAGGUUCAGACAACUUGAGAACCUACCCUCAGAGACUGAGUGUGUUACUAGUUGUUGAACUGCUGUUGAAAUGUGGGUUACCACGUUGUCUGAAAGCAGGAAAUAAGCCCUGGCUGGUUAACUGCAAACAACUCAUGAAGAGAGCUCAUGGUUGUUGGGUUGUGAACUGUGGGUUGUUUUCCAUCAUUUGCUACCGCAGUAGAGUUCAGACAAAAUGAUAACUAAUGGUUCAGCAAUUAUCAUUAUCCACGGUUCAGUGAUAACCCACACUCACCUUUGAGUGUUGGUAACUGCAUUUUCUUAACCCAGUCUAAAUAAACUAUAGACAGAAGAUUCAGGGAUUGUUCAUGUUUCAGUAGGCAUAGCUGUUGCAUUAACAAUUAAUUCAGGAUGUAGAAAAAUGCUGAGUUAUUGCAGUGUUAGAACCAGGGCUGUCCAAAUGCUAGACAUAAUUGCAUCCUUUAUUAUUAAUGCAAAGAAAUUUACUAAUGUAUCUACAGUUAUUUCUGAUUAUAGUAUACCUACCAAAUCCCAGUUCCUAAUUCCACUGUGGUAGUUUUGUUGAAGGCCAAGAAUUCUUCUAAAAACAGCUCAUAAAUCCUACUAAAUCAUUUUUCCCAGUGAUUCAGCAUAGAGUUCAGACUUGUCAUUUAUUGUGGAUUUCCUCCAUCUGAUCCUCUAAGCUUUCUGCCCCGUGUUAUAAUUAGCAAACUGCCUUUCUUAGUUCAAGGAUUUCCUUAUGUGCUUGUUUUAAAUUAUCCUGUAACUUAACUUAGUCUCUUUUCAAGAUUCAUUUCUUUUUCCUGCUCUCUCCUUGCCAUAUUUCAACCCUAGAUUUUUCUCUCAAGAAUAUUACGAAGCUUAGUAUCCAAUUAUUUGUCCCUCUUACCCAGAUAAGAUUCUAAGUCUCUUUCUCUAAUUUGAUUCCAAUUUUUUAUCUCUUUCUUUUAACUUCCAAGCUAAUCUUUAUUCUUAAUUCUUAAGGUCUUUAAAGAGCAAGUUGUUAAAGAAUCCACCAACAAUAUAAGAUCCAACCCGUCUUUCUCUUCCUUUAAGACCUGGAUUUUUAGUUGCUUCGUACACAUCCUAGUCAAGUACAAGGAAAUGUUUCCUUAAGAAUAUAAGUCCAUAACUAUUUAGUUCCUAGUGCAUCAUUUUUUGGGAAAUCAUCAAAAGAUAAAUACAUAGCUGUCAGUAAAAAUGUAAAGGGAGUAAUAAGAAUUAAAGAAUAAUAAAAAAAUCCAUAGGAGAGCAAGCCAGCUAAUUUUAACUUCUCCCAAUCACAAAAAAUGAGGUGAUUAAAGCUAGCAUUGUAAAAAAUCUGGAAACUCCAUUAAUUGCUUCUGAUAAUUCAUUAACUAAUUAUAUCCAGAACAGUUAAAUGUAUACAAUAGUUAAACUUUCCCUCUUAAAUAUUCCCCAAAUGCUUAAAGGACUCAGCACUCUCAGGCACUUCUGUUUAUAAAUAGUUAUUUCUUUCCACAUCUCAUGAUAUAUCAAUAGCAUGUAUUCUUCUUGGAGAUAUACCACAAAAGGUUUACUAGAUAUUCCUUACAGCUCCAAGCACAUCACCUAGCCACCCAUCUUACUCUUACAAGGAUACAAAUUUGAUCCUUGUCACCUCAUGUCUGGCAAAAAAUUCUGCUAUGUUCAAACCGCAAGACGAGGUCCAUUAGCGGCAUGAUUUUUCUUGCUAGUUGGGUGGAGCAGAGAGCAGCAGCAGGAGUAGAUAUUGAUGUGUCUCCUUGCCGAUCCCUCCACUCCAUGUCCUAACACGAUCUUCCAGCUUUGGUUCUGUUCUUCAUUGGGUAGAAUUUUCCCCUGAUGGCAUGUCUGGCAAACCUCAGGACAAAAGAUCCAUUAGCUGCGGGUGGGUGGAGUAGAAAGCUUCACAGACUAAUGAACCUAGUCCUACAUGACUCUCAAGUACCGUGCGAAGGUGCACAAGCAAUUGAUCGCUCUGAGAGCCCUUCCCAAUAUACCUGGGAAGCAAGAGAAGUAGCGGCUUUUUAAAGUAGAUUCGGAACUAUGUAAAAAAAUGACAUCCUCUCCCUUAUAUACCAAGUCCAACAACUGAAUGAAUUAUUUUGUGGUCACAAGUCUUCGGUAAUUUUGCAUACUUAUUUCAAAAUGUUGUUGCUUUUGUUCUACGUACUUAUGGCACUUGCAUGCUGUCCCAUGGCCCAGGGGCUCUCUGGUCGGCUACAAAAAAGCAUCAAUGAUAUAAAGAAUAUAUAGAGCAUAUUAAAAGCUAAUAUACCCAAACAUCGUAAAAACUAAUAAUAAGAAUAGGAAACAAGAGAAAAUGUGCAUGGCAAAUAAAAGCAAACUGUAAGAAGGACUAAUAAAACCAUUGUUGCUAGUCACGAAGUCGUGUCCGACCCAUCGCAACCCCAUGGACAACAGUCCUCCAGGCCUUCCUGUCUUCCACCAUCCCCCAUAGAUUAUGCUCAGUGCUUUUUCUGUAAAAA